UCAAAAUCGGCUGCAUUGUAGUGCGUAACAGCUCACAGCUGCACUGAUCUGAUGAACUUAAUCAUGCAUACGAAAGAGAAACAGAGUAAUAGUGUGUUUUGUGCAUGUUUUGUGUUGAUUACAGCUAGCGUGAAAACUUGUCUGACUCCCUGAGAGAAGUUUUGGCAGUCCGCAAGUUUUCCAGCAUGCCCUGAUGAUGUUGUAUGUUUUCAAAUGGGAGGGAGUCCGUUCUAAGAUUCGCAGUGGCUAUGAUUUAAGUAUCUUAAUAGACUCUUGAUAGAAGUUUGAAUUGAUAGAAGCCGGUUUGGCUGUAAAGUGACUUUUCAUGCAGGAGUGCAUGCUUUUUACAGUCGAUGCAAUACAGUAGCUUUCUGUUUUAUUUUCUGUCACGCAGAGAAGAAGCACGCAUGUUUGAUUCUUAUAGUUAGAGUACGGUUGAAAAUCGUGUGUGAUUCUCGGCCGCCUGGUUUCGAUUCAUAUGAAGAUUUGUAUAUGGGGUCUGGUGCAUGGUUGCAGAAGAAAACUGCCCGAGAUCAGAAGUGUAGGUGUGUCUACUGUCAGCAUGUUGGAAUCGGCCUGUCGGGACGGAUAUCUGACAGUCAGGUCGGAACCUCUAGAACCCAAGCACCUGCUUCCCAAGAGAGAGAAAACCUGCAGCGACCAGGAGACCAACUUGACCGUGGGCCAAUACGUGUUGUGUCGCUGGUCUGACGGCCUUUACUACCUGGGAAAGAUCCAGAGAGUGAGCACCUCAAAACAGAAUUGCUUUGUGACGUUUGAAGACAACUCCAAGUUUUGGGUACUUUGGAAAGACAUACAGCAUGCUGGUGUCCCUGGGGAAGAACCCAAAUGCUCAGUGUGUUCUGACAUGUCUUCGGUUCCUGGUAAUGAAAUUCUUAUCUGUGGGAAGUGUGGAAUAGGCUAUCACCAGCUCUGCCACUUGCCCCCAGUGGAGAGCUCAGCUGACCUUUCUCCAUGGUUCUGCAGAAAGUGCAUUUUUGCUUUAGCUGUGAGAAAAGGGGGAGCUCUGAAAAAAGGGCCGAUUUCUAAAGCACUGCAGGCCAUGAAGCAGGUGCUGCCCUAUAAUCCAGAGGAGCUGGAGUGGGACUCUUUGCAUCGUACGAACCAUCAGCAGUGCUACUGCUACUGCGGAGGACCUGGAGAGUGGUAUCUGAAAAUGCUGCAGUGCUUUCGCUGUGAGCAGUGGUUUCAUGAGGCGUGUACGCAGUGCCUACAGGAGUCCAUGAUGUUUGGAGAUAGGUUUUACGUGUUCAUUUGUGCGGUGUGCAAUAAAGGAGUGGAAUACAUCAAGCAGCUGGCGCUCCGAUGGGUGGAUGUUGUCCAUCUCGCCCUUUACAACCUUGGAGUCCAAAGUAAGAAGAAAUACUUUGAAUUGGAAGAGAUCCUGACCUUCAUCAGCAACAACUGGGACCAUUUCCAGAUGGGCAAGCUCUCCAAUACUCCUCUGUCUGAACGGGGCCAGUAUAUUCUUGAUGCCCUCAACAACUAUAAAAGCAAGUUUCUUUGUGGCAAGGAGAUCAAGAAGAGGAAAUGCAUUUUCCGACUAAGGACAAGGGUCCCUCCUAACCCCCCAUCUAAGUUGUUUCCAGAGAAGGCCCAGAACAGUGAGGGGCACAGGGGCCGCAAAAAAGGGGUCAGCAGAAGCAGUAACUCUGUUCCUACAGAAAAGCGGAGGAAGAAGAGGUCCAAGUGGCUGCUGGAGGAUGCUAUUCCUAAUAAUGACCUCACCUCUACCUGGAGCACCAAUCAUCACAUGGCCAACAUAUUCGACUUCACACUGGACGAGCUGCAGAGUUUGAAGAGCACCAGUUCAGGACAAACAUUCAGUAUGGACCAGGACUCCACCGAUGCAGCCAGUACUUCUGGUUCUGCCACCACCAGCGUCUCCUAUGACUUCAGGAAAAAUGUGGGCAGUCGGAAGAGGAAGUUGCCCUCCUCUAAUUACACUGCGCUGGCCACAAAAAGAGAGAUGGUGGAGCGUGAGCUGAGCCCCAUCAGCAUGCCUGGAGAGGAGAGUAACGUCAUGAUGGAGAACAGCAUCGACAGCCACACCUUUGAGAGCAUCAGCGAGGACGAUUCCUCACUGUCUCACCUCAAGUCUUCCAUCACCAGCUAUUUUGGGGCGGCCGGUCGACUCACCUGCGGUGAAAAGUAUCAGGUUCUGGCUCGUAGGAUCACACCUGAAGGCAAGGUGCAGUAUUUGGUGGAGUGGGAAGGAACUACACCUUACUGAAUAUCACAGAACAGAGGUGUGGAACAGAUGGGCUGCAAAGGAAGAUGCCCCCCUCCAAUAGUUUCUCUCUGUUUUGCUCUUCUGAAAGUCAUAGUUUCAGAGUUCUAGUUUUGUUUUUCUUGUUCUCCACAAACCACAUAUAGUGUUUUUUCUGAUCCUCUGGUCUUCUAUCAUGUGGGACAUUAAAGUCUUUUUUGUGAAGUCA
This is a messenger RNA of Cyprinus carpio (common carp), 2459 nucleotides long. RefSeq names its product PHD finger protein 19-like. Gene Ontology annotation, cellular component: nucleus. Gene Ontology annotation, molecular function: chromatin binding; DNA binding. The record is from RefSeq and is a predicted model, not a curated record. Gene Ontology annotation, biological process: chromatin organization; regulation of DNA-templated transcription. Lineage: Eukaryota; Metazoa; Chordata; Actinopteri; Cypriniformes; Cyprinidae.